UGUCUCACCAGUGUUACAGUGGUGUUAUGUAUGUCUCACCAAUGUUACAGUGGUGCUAUGUAUGUCUCACCAAAGUUACAGUGGUGUAAUGUAUGUCUCACCAGUGUUACAUUUGUGCUAUGUCUCACCAAUGUUACAGUGGUGUUAUGUAUGUCUCACCAAUGUUACAGUGGUGUUAUGUAUGUCUCACCAAUGUUACAGUGAUGCUAUGUAUGUCUCACCAGUGUUACAGUGGUGUUAUGUAUGUCUCACCAGUGUUACAGUGGUGUUAUGUAUGUCUCACCAAUGUUACAGUGGUGCUAUGUAUGUCUCACCAAAGUUACAGUGGUGUAAUGUAUGUCUCACCAGUGUUACAUUUGUGCUAUGUCUCACCAAUGUUACAGUGGUGUUAUGUAUGUCUCACCAAUGUUACAGUGGUGUUAUGUAUGUCUCACCAAUGUUACAGUAGUGCUAUGUAUGUCUCAUCAGUGUUACUGUGGUGUUAUGUAUGUCUCACUAGUGUUACAGUGGUGCCAUGUAUGUAUUGCCAGUGUUACAGUGGUGAUAUGUAUGUCUCACCAAUGUUACAGUGGUGCUAUGUAUGCCUCACAAUGUUACAGUGGUGCUAUGUAUGUCUUGCCAGUGUCACAGUGGUGCUACAUGUGUUUCACCAGUGUUGUUACCGUGGUACGACAUGUGUUUCAGCAGUGUUAUUACACUGGUACUACACUACAUGUGUUUCACCAGUGGUCAUGUUACAGUGGGACCGUCGUACACAUCAACGAUGAUGCCUAACAAACCUUACACAGCGGCCGAACCCACGACCCUGACUCACGAUGCUUUCCACACACUAUGUUCUCCAGCACAGAUGCCAACAUCUCAACAAGUUCAACAAAUUAAGUGGAGUCUACAAUGGUGCCUAACAAACCCUCCAAUUGGCUCUCCCAUUGCUCCUCCUGGGAUGUUUAUUGUAGUUGUCUCCUGCAACAAAAUACUCUUCUUUUUCCAGUUAACAAGGAUCAAUGUGCAGUUACCACCCGAGACAGAGCCUCCAAAUUUAAUGCUGCCUUUGGUAUACGACAGUGUGAGCAGAGGCCAUGAUCACGGGCAACAUUCCUAG
Messenger RNA from Cherax quadricarinatus, 1099 nucleotides. The record is from RefSeq and is a predicted model, not a curated record. Lineage: Eukaryota; Metazoa; Arthropoda; Malacostraca; Decapoda; Parastacidae.